Molecule: messenger RNA, 1871 nt
Organism: Durio zibethinus
Lineage: Eukaryota; Viridiplantae; Streptophyta; Magnoliopsida; Malvales; Malvaceae
Source: RefSeq, a predicted model, not a curated record
ACAAACGCUAUUUCCCGUCGAUAUAUCGGCCAUUUCGCCGGGACCAAAAAGUUCUCUACCGAUUUUAGGAUUUUCUCUCUCUAAAAAUUCCUUUCCCCUCCACCUUACUUUCUCUAUCCUGUUUCCUUCUCCAUCCGGCAAAAUAAAGUGAAAACCCAAUAAAAUCUAUUAAAAAUAAAAAUGGGUUAUAGCGUAAGCGACUAAGCGCUUAGCUCCAUCUCUCUCUGAAAUAGAAAAAAUAAAAGCAGAAAAAAAAAACCCUAGAUUUUGGGGGACCUAGGGUUAUUUGCGUCAUUUCACGCUAUGAAUCGGCGAUAACUGAAUCUAUUAAUAUCAUCGGCAAAUAAGAAGAGAGGAGGAGAAGAGAUAAAGAGAAGAUGUACAGAGGAGAGAGAGCGGCCGCUGGGUCUAAGGGAGUGGUGGGGUCUGUGGAUCGGAAGCGGAUCAACGAGGCGCUUGAUAAGCAACUGGAACGAUCGUCGCCGUCCACUUCGAGAGCGACCAACGGCAAGGAUAAGUCUGCACACUCCCUUCUCAUAGGAAAGCAUCCACCUGAUCAUCAUCGCGACUCUCGCCCCGGUUCUCUACCCAAAGCCAACGCCUCCGAAGAUGAAUCUGAAACAGACAGUGAAGAAUCAGAUGUUAGUGGUUCUGAUGGGGAUGACACGUCUUGGAUCUCAUGGUUUUGCAACUUACGUGGCAAUGAAUUCUUUUGUGAAGUUGAUGAUGACUACAUUCAAGAUGAUUUUAACCUUUGUGGGCUAAGCAGCCAAGUUCCUUAUUAUGAUUAUGCACUUGAUUUGAUUUUGGAUGUUGAAUCUUCCCACGGAGAUAUGUUUACAGAGGAGCAAAAUGAACUAAUUGAAUCUGCGGCAGAGAUGCUUUAUGGUCUGAUUCAUGCCCGAUACAUAUUGACGAGCAAAGGAAUGGCUGCUAUGCUAGACAAGUACAAGAACUAUGAUUUUGGAAGAUGCCCAAGAGUUUACUGUUGUGGACAACCUUGUCUUCCAGUUGGCCAAUCAGAUGUCCCUCGGUCAAGCACUGUAAAAAUAUACUGCCCUAGAUGUGAAGAUAUCUACUACCCUCGGUUCAAGUAUCAAGACAUUGACGGAGCCUAUUUUGGGACUACAUUUCCAAACCUGUUCCUGAUGACAUACGGGCACCUGAAGCCACAAAAGGCAUCUCAAAGCUAUGUUCCAAGAGUAUUUGGGUUCAAGGUUCACAAGCCAUAAUACUGGAAUUAAAGCUCCCGUUUGGGCAAUGGUUCUCAUGAGUUUGUAUUGCCUAGCUUCUUCUAUUUUGGAAGUAAUGCUAUUGAAAGAUCAGGUAUAGUUCGGUAGUCUUUCAAGUAAUUUAGGCCCCCUUUAUAUGUUCUAAAAGAAUUACCAUAAAGCAUAUUUGCAACCAGCAAGUAUUAAUUUUCAAUUUUAGUUGCCUUUCCUGUGGGUUUCUUCAUCUGAAUUCUUUCUUGGUAGAUUUACUAUAUUAAAUUGCCUUUUAGCUAUACCCUCCAUUGUACCUUUAUUGAUUAUUUGAUCAGUGUUUGCUCUGUAUUACCAUGUACUCACGGUAUAUUAUAAUCUGUUAUAUCACUUUUUAGCAUUCACUUAGUUGAUCGGUUGUCCCAUAUAUAUUCUCACUGAAUGUUUCGUUUUGUAUCAACUUGCUCUCCUUUCUGGUUCUUACAUUUCUAUAACAUCAAAGAUUCUUGCCCGUAUAUUACUUAUGAUUUUCCUCUACCAUCUUCUGUUUUACUUAGCUAUUGAGAAAAAGUUAUGGAGACUGAAAAAUGAAACCAAUGUAUGGUGAUGUUCUUAUCUCUUCUCCCCUUUUCCUUCUGACUACGUGCAAGUGAGAGAAAGAGGACACAA